Messenger RNA from Folsomia candida, 2542 nucleotides. Its product is annotated as hornerin. Bases 105 to 2369 code for a protein of 754 amino acids. NCBI's taxonomy places the organism in Eukaryota, Metazoa, Arthropoda, Collembola, Entomobryomorpha, Isotomidae. The record is from RefSeq and is a predicted model, not a curated record. The transcript has 5 exons.
GAAGGAGUAUAAUCAUGCCUAAAGAUUCAUGGAACUGCUAGUCUGGAUAAUAUUCUUAUCAAUAUUCAACAGUUUCCAUUUCACUUUUACAUUGUUUAGCGAAAAUGUGCAAAUAUAAAGCUUUUUUAAAUUCUCGAAUACAGUUACUUGGAUUGGUAUUCAUUGGAAGCUUGGGAUUUAUAACAGCAGCAAUACAGGACGAAAACAUUGAACAGGGAUAUGAUGUCGGUGGUGGCGAUAUUUUUGUACUUGUGGAUUUUGAAUCAGGGAAAAUUUAUUACAAGGAUGAAAUGCGAAAAACUUGUUUUGCCGAAAAUCUUGACUCACUUUGGAAAUAUGGCCAUUUGAUUAUUCCAACCUCUGAUUUUCUAAACACAGAGCCAGAAAAUACUAAAAACAUGACAUCCAUACAGUUGCAAUUUUGUGGAAAUUUUCAUGUGUAUGAUUUGUCUAAGUUGGUGAACCAGAGAACAAUGCCAGGUGAAGGAAUUACAGACCAACUAGGAUCGAUGAUUAUUAGAAAUAAGCGAUCAUCGGGGCACUGGUAUCCUGGUGGAGGUGUUCAAUACGCAAAACCAGGAGGAUCAAGCCAGUCUCAAAUACAAGGGCAAGUGUCAGGUCAAGGCUACUUUUCAGGUCAAGCUCAAUCUCAGCAAAGCGGUUCCAGUCAAACUCAAGUUCAGCUCGGGGGAACAGGGAUCUUGGGAAGUGUGUCAAGUUCGGCUGGAAACGCCCAAGCCCAGAUAUCCCUCGGUGAGUCUAGCGGGUCAGGACAGGCCGGAAGUAGUGGUGUUGGGCCUUUUACAUCCCAGGUUCAAGUUAAUCUUGGACAAUAUGGCAGAGGAUCAAUGGCAAGUGCUGGAGUUACAGCAAAUGACCGAUUCGACCACAUAUCCGAUGGUUUCGCUCAUCAUGAUUCAGGAGGAAGCAGGAGAGGGUUUGACUUACAACCAGGUAGUCCUGUCCAUCCGGUGGCUCGGAAUUUUGGAGGAUAUCCAGGAUAUGAGGAUCAAAGACCAAGUCAAACCCCAUACGGAAUAAGGGAUGGAAGAGACAACUUCAAUGGUUACCAGGUACCUGGUACUGGUAGACAACAUUCAUAUGGAAUUUCCAACGGGGCAAGCAAUCUAUUGCACCAAACUUCUCCUCCGGUUUCGACCAUAAAUAAUGCAAAUUUACCACAACUACCGGAUCUUGGGAGUAGAUCAAGUCAAAUGUUUCACCCUGUAAAUGAACAUGGGACUGAUUUUGAGAAUUCUAGGGGUCAAGGCCGCUUCUCACCUGGUCAUAGUGGAACAGGAACAACAAAUGACAUUAAUUAUAAGCGGCCCAGUUCCCAGUACCCUUGGCCACAUGGAAAUAUUCAUUCUGCUGGGAAUUACCCUCGUACCCAAGAUGCAGGGAAUUAUUUUCAAUCCACAGGACAGUAUCCCCCUCGGUCUGUAAUAUCGAAGCAAGAUGACUAUGUCGCUUCUAAUUCUGGAUCAGGAUAUGGGGGUGAAAGGGGAUCAACUGCUUAUGCCGGAGGUGCAGGUCUUCCUCAUGCAUUAGCAUCAGGAAGUGGUCAAGCUCAAGCACAAAUUCAAAUGGUGCACUUGGGACAAGGAACGGCGAGAUUCUAUCGUCCACAAUAUGAGGAAAGUGAUUGGUCAACUUAUCCACAGCAGCAGCAUGACACACAAACUUCAAGGUCUUCAAAUUUGGGUUAUGCUCGUGGAUAUGACUCAUUUCCUACGACAAAACCUCCAAUAAUUUCACAACCAAUAUACUCUGGAAACCACAGUAUUUUCACUAAUUAUAACCAGAAUUUGACAAGAAAUACAAUUCAAGAUGGGUACAUUCCCACUUCUGGCGGUUAUAUUAAACCAUACCUUCAAAAUGGACAAUACGUUAAUGAACAAUUUGCAAAUAACAAUCGGGCUUCACACGUCAUACCUACAACUCAACGACCAAUCACUGGGCCCACUGUCUCACAUUACAAUGGACAGCAAACCUCCACUUCGCCACACUAUCAGCAGUCAUCACGUACAAAUGGGCAAUAUUAUGCUCCAGCAACUCAAACAACACGUGGGCGAAAUGGUAAUAAUGGCGAAUAUUCUCCCAGCAUUUCGGUACAAACUGAUCAGCAGACGUUGGCACCCGGAAAUGAACUAUUGCAAGGAUUUUAUCCGACUUAUUGGAAACCUGCUUCUGAAUCAAAUGGAAGUGGUGGAAAUGGUAAAAAAUGCACCGUCGUGACAUUUACAUGCACAAUUUUGGUCGAGUCAAAUGGGCGUGCAAAAAUUUGUCGCCCAUCGCAAAAUGGCGUUGGAGAAUAUGGCGGAGGUCAAAUAGAUCAGGCAAGAGCGAUGCAGAUUUGCUGUUGUUAAAUAAAUCUAUACAUAUUUGUAUCAUAAUAUGCAUCACAACCACUGCCAGUAGUAGUAUAGUCGUUAUUUAGUUUUAUUUUGUAACAUCACUUAUAAAAUUCACUGUCAAUUUAUCUUUGCCGAUGUACAGUUUGUACUUGAUUAAAAACUUAUGCAUAGUUUCAUGUAUCACA